UUAGGAGCUAGCCUAACGCCGGUUUAGAAAACAAACAAACCUACCGGGAAAAAAAUAAAUAAAGUAUUGUCAGUGACAUUAAACGGAACAGAGAAACUUUAAAGACGCCAAACAUCAAAUGUAUAAACUGUGUUGAAGGUUUAAAAGACGAUUUAACACCAGCGCGGACUGAGGUCCAUCGGCUAACUGUCAUGUUAUAGAAGCUAACCUGGGCUAACAGCUUUAGCCUGUGAGCUAACAGCCUCAGCUCCGCUCACUGAAGGGGGUUACAUGGCCGUGACGCCGAGGACGAGGUCCAGUCAGUUGGGAGAGCUGUAAAGGAUGCUCCAGGGGCCAUACGGCAGCGUGGACCGGGACCGGCCCCUGAUCCGGCUCCAGUUCACGAGCUUCGCCGUGGGGACGGUCCUGCUCCCUCUGACCGGCCUAAUCGCCUGCCUCUUCAUCUCACUCGAGUACCACUUUGAGGACUCGACGUUCACACACUGUCGAGUAUCAAACUACCUCCCAUCCAUCAGCGCCGCCGUCAACCUGGUGCCAGAGCGCUACAUAUGGCGCUGCUGCAUCGGCCUGCACUCGGCUCCACGCUACCUGGUGGCCAUCGCCUACUUCUGCUUUUACCGCCGCCGCUUCGAGAGGCUGCCGGAGCUGCUGCUGAGCGGGCUGGUGCUCCUCUGCAGCCUGGCAGAAAACACCGGCCUUCUGCUGCUCACAUACGUGUCGUCCACGGAAACUUACAGUGUUCAUGAAAACGCUCUCUACGUGUUCAUUGGCAGCUCGCUGCUGCACAUGUUCAUUACCUGCAGACUGUGGUAUGUGAUCAAGACACACUACGUGAACCCAGAGGAAGUGACAUCAUAUAGCUGGAAGCUGCGUCUCUUCAUCUUCAACAUCUGCUGUUGUGCGGCGGCUGCUUACUUCUUCAGACGACACAACAAGUUCUGUGAGGCAGGAGUCUACACCUUCUUCGCCCUCUGUGAGUACCUGAUCGUCUUCUCCAACAUGGCCUUCCACAUGACCGCCUUCUGGGACUUUGGGAGCAAAGAGGUGAUCGUGGCCACGCCCCCUGAAGACAAGAGAUACUGACCUGUGGACAUUUGAAAGACAGGUGACAUAAACGCACCAAUAGGACGUUGGGACAUUAUUCUAUAACAGUUAGUGACGCCAUGAAGGCGUCAUGGACAUUUUGUGAGAACUGAUGCCUUAAAUCCUCGCUGCAGGUGAGCUCAAACUGUCCAUCAUUCCAAACACACCUGUGUGCUUCAGACUGCUUCAAGUCAAAGUGAGUCAAAAAAUAGUCUUUAAAAUCUGCUGUAAUAACGUAACGUUAGAAACAACACUAGAACAAACACAUGAAGAAGACUCUGGAGAGUUUAAAGGAGAAUUCAGUUAAUUCAAACCUUGGCCUUAUUUAUUGUUUUUAUUAAGAUUAGAGUCUAAGUGACGUCACAUGGGAUUUGUAGUCCACUUCUCCAUGUUUCUCUAACUCUAAUAUGUGUCCCUAGUCCGUCUACAAACCCCCCAAUGAUGAGAAAAGUUCAUCCUCUCAGUCUUUUGCCUGCUCCACUUUUCAGAAAAUGUGUGCUCAAACAGACCGUUUGGAGAUUUUCCCUUCAUGACAUGACAAAGGGCAGUAACCCCUCCCCCAGCUAGGUGUUUGUUCUGUCCUCUGAGUCUGCCUUCUCACCGUAAACAAUAGGACAUGAAGCGAGAAAGCCCGUGCCACCCAAGCCCUUCCAGAGAGGGGGCGUGGUCAGACACAGCUCAUUUACAUUUAAAGGUACAGACACAGAAACAGCCUGUUCUGAGCAGGGCUGAAAUAGAGGGGUUUAUAGGCAUGAUCAAAUACAGGAUCAGAGUGGAUUUAGAACAAGAAACUUCACAGACAUGUUUUGAGGAGCUCUGAGACUUAUUUACACUGGUUGAAGAGGAGGAGAAUAUGUGACCUUUAAAGUGACCUUUUCCCUUGGCUUGGAUGCAGGAGUCGUAUCAUUGAUUCAUGUGUGUGUAUCUGAGUUUCUCUCCUUUAUAAACCACAUCGACAACAUUACAAUUAUAUCAUAUUUUCUAAUCGUGGGGCCUUAAGGUUUCAGGUCGACAUUGGUCUUUUGAAUUGAGAUGAAAAUAUUUUCUCUAAAUACAAAACGAAGAGUGUGGAGUACAAACUGAGGAAACGGUCGUUUGUGAUUACGUUACAUCAGAGACGCUGUCCGAGUCGAGCGAAGGAGAAACUUUAUCAUACUUCUCACGGACUCACGGAAACGAGUUCACUUCGGGUGAAGUGAAAGAAAUAAACUUAACAAACUGAAGAAGGACCAAAACUGACAACAAACAACAAGAGUAUGUUCUUUGUAUAUUUUCAUUCAAUAAAUAUAAAUAUGAA
Molecule: messenger RNA, 2380 nt
Organism: Labrus mixtus (cuckoo wrasse)
Lineage: Eukaryota; Metazoa; Chordata; Actinopteri; Labriformes; Labridae
Gene: pgap2
Product: post-GPI attachment to proteins 2
Exons: 6
Coding region: 322-1083 (253 amino acids)
Biological process (GO): GPI anchor biosynthetic process
Cellular component (GO): endoplasmic reticulum membrane; Golgi membrane
Source: RefSeq, a predicted model, not a curated record